UUCAGUCAGUGUCAGUGAGCUCUGAGAGGUCACAGCUGAUCACUCUGCGUGGAGUUACACACACACACACACACACACACAAACACAACUCUUGUGUUAUGCAUCCCUUUACGCGAAAAGCGCCAGGGGAAAUACUUUUUUGCGGUGUUUCCCUGUAUGAUCAUCUUGUCCUGUCAACGGGUGACGGAUCUGUGUUGUGUUGUGCGUUUUAAAGUGAACAUUGAGGAUCACCGGAGUGCUCGAGCUCCAGUUCACGCGUCUAAAGUCAGCGGUGUAGUUGAUUUUCUCCUCCAGGAUGGCCUCGGCGCGACAGGACUAUAUUGCCCCAUGGUGGACCUACUGGCUGCACAAUUUCCCGCAUUUUAAUUUUACUUUCCAGGCGGUUGAUAACACAUUUAAUCCGCAGGACGCUAACUAUCAGCAGUCUCUGAUCGUCCUGGCAUGCGUUUCUGCGCUGGGUCUGGGCUUGAGUCUGCUGGUGCUGUGUGCAUAUCUGACCUGCCUGUGCUGCUGUCAUAAGGAAGAGGAUGAGGAAGUCAAGAGGCCCGACACCUGCUGUGUCACAUGGGCCGCUGUUAUCACUGGUCUUGUUAUAUGUUCAGCGGUGGGUGUGGGUUUCUAUGGAAACAGCGAAACCAAUGAUGGAGUGUACCAGUUGACGUACUCAAUUUAUAGUGCCAAUCACACGCUGGGUGGCAUUGGGAGUCUGGUGGGUAACUCUUUGGGUAACAUGCGGGUGGGGAUGAAGGAGCACCUGGAGCGGUUGGAUGAGAUAUUCUCUCCACGAGGAGACUACACCCAAACCCUGCGCUUCAUGCAGCAGAUGGCCGACAACAUCAUCCAGCAGCUCACAGCCAUGCCAGAUACCAGCAAGGUGCAAGUGGAUUUGGCAGCCAUUGCGGACCGAACUGCAUUUAUAGAAUACUACAGAUGGUUAACUUACCUGCUGCUGCUGAUUUUGGACCUGGUCAUCUGUCUUGUAGCAUGCCUGGGAUUGGCAAAGCAGUCUCGAUGGCUGCUUGCAGUUAUCAUGGCGUUUGGAGUACUGACUUUAAUCAUGAGCUGGGCAUCAUUAGGAGUUGGCACAGCCACUGCUGUGGGCACCAGUGACUUCUGUGUAUCUCCUGACAACUUCUUUGUUAACCAAACCAAAGACUCCUUAAGUUCAGAUAUAGUGCACUAUUACCUGAACUGCAGCCAGAGUCUUCCCAAUCCGUUCCAGCAGUCUCUGACCAUCUUCCAGAGGUCUCUAACCACCAUGCAGAUUCAGGUGCAAGGCUUGCUGCAGUUUUCACUUGCUGUGUUUCCCACUGCAGAGAAAGACCUUCUAGGAAUUCAGCGUCUCUUGAACUCAUCCGAGUUCAAUUUGCACCAACUCACUGCCUUGCUGGACUGCCGCAGUCUUCAUAAAGACUAUCUUGAGGCUCUGCUGGGCGUUUGCUAUGAUGGCGUGGAGGGGCUCCUGUAUCUGUGCCUGUUCUCACUGCUGGCAGCCUGUGCCUUCUGUGCCAUGCUGUGUGCCAUCCCUCGUGCCUGGACCCGUAUCGCCAGCAGUGAAAGGGAUAAUGAUGAUAUCGAUGAGGAGGACCCCUUCAACCCGUCGAGACGCAUCACUGCGUAUAACCCCGGCCGAGCUCAAGUGCAUAGCUUCUGCAGUUACAGCAGCAGUAUGGGCAGCCAGACCAGUCUGCAACCCCCAUUACAGGCCACAUCCAGCACACCAGAGUACAUGAACCAGUCCAUGCUGUAUGAGAGAAAUCCUCGCUAUGAAAACGUCCCGUUGAUUGGGAGAGGCUCACCACCACCAUCGUUAUAUCCUCAGACAUUUAGAAACAUAUUCACCCAGCAUGAGGACCACCUACCUGUCUAUGACUGAUGCCCAAAUCAGACACUUCGGAACAGACUUCCAGGUGUAACUUUCCUGGGUCCUCUUUCUGAAGGAGUCUCUGGCAGUGUGAGAUGUUAUCCUUGUUGAUAAUUAAAAGCAGGACAUCGAUGAAGCACAAAUAUAUGUGUCAAAGGGAGUUCUCAAAGACUGCAUGCGGUCCAGACAGUUGAAGUAAAUUCUUCAUAUCUAAAAAGGCAAAGGAUACUUUGGAGGUUUAUGGGUGAACUCUGACUGCUUGUAAAUAUACACUUCUUUUCCUCAAGGGCUCGUCAGGUCGUUGAUAUAUUCUUUUGUGUGAAAGCAAAUGAUGGGAUCAAUCUGGUGUUGAUAAUAUUCACUUACAAAAGAAAACAAUUAUUUGAGUAAUACUUCAGCUUAAAUGAUACAAACAGUGGUUAAUAGCUCAUAACUUAAGGAUAAAAAAAAGAAAAUGUACUUUACCACUCAAAGGCUUUGAGCUCCAGAAUGAGCCUUAAAUUAAUAUUUCUCUGACUUUUGUAAUGGUUAAAUAGACAACAAAGUAUGCACUGACCUACACGGUCUGAGAGAAAUGAUCAACUGGACAGCCUUUAGCAACCUGAGAGAGUAUCUGAUCUGGUGUAGUGAUUAUAUUUUGCAUGAGGAAAAAGGUGUUUGGUGCCUUUUCUGAAAUAAACUGUUAUGCUUUGAUGUGAUUUCACAUCAUAUUUGUCCAGUACUCGUUAGUAGUCAAAUAGGUGUGCUAUUCAUUCCAAACUAAUGAAUAGCUAAAUGUGAAUCAUAUUCUGGAGCGAUAGACACUGUGAUGCACAAUUUGGAUAUGGGAAUUAUGUACAGACUAGUUGUAUUUUUGGUUCAAAUAUUAAAAGUAUCUUUGUAUGUCUCUGUAUGCAAGCUGGAUCAAAGCUGAAGGAGCUUAUUUUUUCUAGUUAAAGUGCUUUUGUGUGUUUCCACUAAAGUACUGAAUAGAUAAUGUGGACAUUUCUAAAGAAAUGUCUUCAUUAAUGUUUCUUUUCUCUUUUUGUUUGUUUGUUUGUUUGUUUGUUUGUUCUGUGAGGUUCACCAUACUGCUUGACAGCUAUGAAUGAACAAGAAUGACAUUAGAUUAGCUUAUACAUGUUGAAUUGUACCACUUUUCUUAUUAUCGUCUUUGCUUUUCAAAAGUGCUGUUUUUUUAU
Molecule: messenger RNA, 3045 nt
Organism: Myxocyprinus asiaticus (Chinese sucker)
Lineage: Eukaryota; Metazoa; Chordata; Actinopteri; Cypriniformes; Catostomidae
Product: protein tweety homolog 2-like
Exons: 15
Coding region: 296-1876 (526 amino acids)
Cellular component (GO): plasma membrane
Molecular function (GO): volume-sensitive chloride channel activity; intracellularly calcium-gated chloride channel activity
Source: RefSeq, a predicted model, not a curated record